AUGGCCACAACAACCUCAGACCCGAUGAAAGCCCGCAUCAUCACGCACAUGAACGCCGACCACGCCUUCUCCCUCCAACUCUACGCCCGACACUACAACCGCCUCCCGCUCGCCACCGCCCGCACCGCCACACUAGAGGACAUCACCACCUCCCACCUCAUCAUGACCUCGUCCUUCGGCCGCCUCCUCGUCCCCUUGGACCCCCCACUCUCCUCCUUGGGCCAGGCCCGCGACCGCCUCGUCGCCAUGCACAACGACUGCCUCGCCGCGCUCGACGUCGCCGACGUCCAGGUCUCGCGCUACACGCCCCCGAACCGCCUGCACCAGUGGGCCUUUCUCGUCGGCGCCUCCGCCGUGCUGCUCACCUUCCCCUUCCGCGCCAGCCUGCAUCCCGACUCCGGCAGCUGGCUGGCGUGGGCGUGGGGCUUGGGGGGUCGGCUGCCGUGGCUGGCGGAGACGGCGUGGCGCGUGGCGCCGCUGGUGUGGCCCUUGACGCUGGGGAUUCAUGUGCUGGAGGUGCGGCACAUGAUGGUGUCGAGGCUGCGGAGGUAUGGUGUCGAGCCGUUCUCUGCGCUGUGGUGGGCGUGGGUGCUGGAUAAUUUCUUUGAAGGGUUUGGCGCGUUUGCGAGGUUUGAUGAGGUGGUGGCCGAGGAGAGGGCGAGGAAGGGGCUGGCGAAGGUGGAGGUUAGGGGAGAGAAGGGGAGGGAGGCUAGGGAGCGGAAGGCGGCUGGAGGUCACUGA
Messenger RNA from Cyphellophora europaea CBS 101466, 741 nucleotides. RefSeq lists its product as uncharacterized. The record is from RefSeq and is a predicted model, not a curated record. NCBI's taxonomy places the organism in Eukaryota, Fungi, Ascomycota, Eurotiomycetes, Chaetothyriales, Cyphellophoraceae. The transcript has a single exon. The coding region runs from base 1 to 741 and encodes 246 amino acids.